AUGAGCCCGUGUGCCGUUGAGGAUGUGGCAGCUUGGCAGAAGGACUCAACCCCGGUGAAGGGCUGGUCUUCCGCAUCUAUGGAUGAACAAGAUGCUGUGUCAACGCUGGACUGCACUCCCAACUCCCAGAUAGUGCCAGACUUGCAUUUCCUACCACCCACUGCGGUCACAUCGAGUAUGCGUAAGCUGGGCCCGGACAGUGCCCAGCAGCGGCGGCUUGCACUGCGCGCACGUGACUCUGACUGGAAGAUCCGGCGCGAGGACCUGGAGAUCGGGAAGGAGCUCAGCCGCACUUUACAUAGCACCUUGUACAUGGCUGACUGGAAGGGCACCGCGGUCGUGGUCAAGUGUGCCGGGCUUCACGCCCGGGAGAUGUCGGAACGAAUGCGCAAAUCUGAGUCUCAGGCUGAAACGCUUGAGGCGCAGGGAGCUUCAGACAGCAUGGUGCAGGAUCUCCUGCAGGAAAUCCAGAUGCUCUCGCAGCUCCGGCAUCCGGACUUGGUCAUGUUCUUGGGUGCCUGCCUGGAGAAGCACCAACCUGUGAUGUGUGUCACGGAGUUCCUGCCUCAUGGCGACCUGGAUCGGUUCUAUUUUUUGCAGCGCAAGAGGCGAGAUGGUGCCAUCUGGCGCCCCUGCUUGAAGGAUGUGCUGGAAUGGUGUUCAGCCAUAGCAAGGGCCCUUAGCUUCCUGCACAACCGCGACGUGCCUGUGAUUCACCGAGACUUGAAGCCUAUGAACCUCUUUUUGACGGGCUGCCUGCAGCUCAAAGUCGGGGACUUGGGAAGCAGUAGACGGGCCACAAGGGAGGUCAUGGACGGGUUCAAAAUGACAGGAGGUCUUGGCACAUGGAGGUAUAUGGCGCCUGAAAUGGCGCGACACGAGCACUACAAUGAGAAGGUGGACAUUUACGCUUUCGGGCUCAUAAUGUACUUCAUGAGUUCGGGGCGGAUGCCCUUCCACCAGCGUGGCGCUGAUCCCAAGGUCAUCCUUGAUGAAUUCACUCGGGGAAAGAAACCCCGACCUACGCCAUCCGACUGCUAUGCCCAGCUCCGACCGGUAAUGGUCUCGGCAUGGCAGGAGGAUUUCCGGCUGCGACCCACAGCACAGGACUUGCUUACGACGUUCAACUCCGGCGCAUCCAAGAAGCCGACGUGUGGCUGUGGCCAAAUGUGA
Messenger RNA from Symbiodinium pilosum, 1173 nucleotides. NCBI's taxonomy places the organism in Eukaryota, Dinophyceae, Suessiales, Symbiodiniaceae. The record is from the annotation of a GenBank genome assembly.